AUGACUACCAAUUUGUUGCCAGUUAUUGGGUUAGUUGUGCUAUUGACUGCCGCCUGUCAGCCAGCCGCUGUUCCAGCAGCUAUUUCAGUAGCUGUCACCAGCAGCAGCAGCAGCAGCAGCAGCAGCAGCAUCAGCGGUCGUGUCGUGGGCGGCGAGGAUGCGGCCAGGGCGCAGUUUCCGCAUCAGAUUUCAUUGCGCAACCUUGGCUCCCAUAGCUGCGGCGGCUCAAUUAUAUCACGCAACUAUGUGUUAACGGCAGCGCAUUGUGUGGUCUAUGAGGAUGCCAGUGGAACGAACCAGGUCUACCCAGCCAGCCAGAUAACGGUGCGCGCCGGCAGCAAUGAUCGGCUAAGCGGCGGUGAGUUGCGCAACAUUGUGGAGAUUGUGGCACAUGAGAACUAUGGCAACUUCUUGAACGAUGUGGCCGUGAUGCGUGUCGAGAAGCCGUUCAUCUACUCGGAAAACAUACAGCCAAUAGCACUGCCCACCAAGAAUACGCCAGGCGGUGUCGAUGUCAUCAUCUCUGGCUGGGGUCGCAUCAAGCAUGGCGGCGAUCUGCCACGAUAUUUGCAAUGGAAUACGCUCAAAUCGCUUACGCUGGACGAGUGCGAGAGCUCCAUUGGCUGGGGCGAGGAAGCUGGCCUGUGUUUGAUCCAUGAGGUGGACAAUGGUGCCUGCAAUGGCGACUCCGGCGGCCCGGCCCACUAUGAUAAUGAGCUGGUGGGCGUGGCCGGUUUCGUUGUGGGCGGUUGCGGUAACAUCUAUCCAGAUGGCUAUGCACGUGUCUAUUACCACGUAGACUGGAUCAAAGCGCACACAGACUUAGUAUGAGACCGAAAUAAUUAUGAAAUAGUACGAAUUUUUUUUAUUGUAUAAGGAAAACAUAAAAGU
Messenger RNA from Drosophila novamexicana, 891 nucleotides. RefSeq names its product serine protease SP24D-like. Bases 1 to 831 code for a protein of 276 amino acids. Gene Ontology annotation, molecular function: serine-type endopeptidase activity. Gene Ontology annotation, biological process: proteolysis. The record is from RefSeq and is a predicted model, not a curated record. NCBI's taxonomy places the organism in Eukaryota, Metazoa, Arthropoda, Insecta, Diptera, Drosophilidae. The transcript has a single exon.